This is a messenger RNA of Zonotrichia leucophrys gambelii, 1134 nucleotides long. RefSeq names its product keratin-associated protein 10-10-like. The record is from RefSeq and is a predicted model, not a curated record. Lineage: Eukaryota; Metazoa; Chordata; Aves; Passeriformes; Passerellidae.
AUGGGGCUGGAACGGAAAAUCCCGGAAAAGCCCGGCGUGAGCGCUGGCCCGGGCUGUCCCAGUUCAUCCCAGUGUGUCCCGGUCUGUCCCAGUGCCUCCCAGUGUGUCCCGGGCUGUCCCAGUUCAUCCCAGUGUGUCCCGGUCUGUCCCAGUGCCUCCCAGUGUGUCCCGGUCUGUCCCAGUCCAUCCCAGUGUGUCCCAGUCUGUCCUGGUCUGUCCCAGUCCAUCCCAGUGUGUCCCAGUCUGUCCUCGUCUGUCCCAGUCCAUCCCAGUGUGUCCCGGGCUGUCCCAGUGCCUCCCAGUCUGGUCCCAGUCCGUCCCAGUCCAUCCCAGUCUGUCCCUGUUUGUCCCGGCUGUCCCAGUGCCUCCCAGUCCAUCCCAGUCCGUCCCAGUCUGUCCUGGUCUGUCCCAGUGCCUCUCAGUCUGGUCCCAGUCCUUCCCUGUCCAUCCCAGUAAGUCCCAGUUUGGUCCCAGUCCCUCCCAGUCUGGAACCAGUCUAUCCCAGUCUGUCCCAGUCCAUCCCAGUCUAUCCCAGUCUGUCCUGGUCUGUCCCAGUGCCUCCCAGUCCGUCCCUGUUUGUCCCGUGCCUCCCAGUCCAUCCCAGUCCGUCCCAGUCUGGUCCCGGUCUGUCCCAGUGCCUCCCAGUCCAUCCCAGUCCGUCCCAGUGUGUCCUGGUCUGUCCCAGUGCCUCCCAGUCCAUCCCAGUCCGUCCCAGUCUGUCCUGGUCUGUCCCAGUGCCUCCCAGUCCAUCCCAGUGUGUCCUGGUCUGUCCUGGUCUGUCCCAGUGCCUCCCAGUCUGUCCCUGUUUGUCCCGGUCUGUUCCCGUUCAUCCCAGUCUGUUCCAGUCCAUCCCAGUCCGUCCCAGUCUGUCCCAGUGCCUCCCAGUCUGGUCCCAGUCCGUCCCUGUCCAUCCCAGUCUGUCCUGGUCUGUCCCAGUGCCUCUCAGUCCAUCCCAGUCCGUCCCAGUGUGUCCCGGUCUGUCCCAGUGCCUCCCAGUCUGGUCCCAGUCUGUCCUGGUCUGUCCCAGUGCCUCCCAGUCUGUCCCUGUUUGUCCCGGUCUGUUCCCGUUCAUCCCAGUGUGUCCCGGUCUGUCCCAGUGCCUCCCAGUCUGGUCCCAGACAAUCUCAUCCCUAG